AUGACAGAAAACGUGGAACAGCUGAGCCUGCUGUACAUUCAAGAGAUUGUACAUUUACAUGGAGUACCUAUCUCGAUAGUAUCUGACAAAGAUCCACGUUUCGUAUCACACUUUUGGAGAGGAUUGCAGAAGGCAUUAGGAACAGACGUGAGGCUUAGCACGGCCUUCCACCCCCAGUCAGAUGGACAAACGGAGAGAACAAUACAGACACUAGAGGACAUGCUGAGAGCCUGUGCCUUGGAUUUUUCUAGAAACUGGGAGCAGCACUUACCAUUGGUAGAGUUUGCCUACAACAACAGCUACCAUGCAAUAGGAGAUCAUGUAUUCCUGAAAAUCAGACCGAAGAAAGGAGUUAUCAGAUUUGGGAAAAAGGGAAAGUUGUCCCCAUGCUACAUUGAACCUUCCGACAUCGUGGAGAAAAUCGGAAAGGUUGCGUAUUGUCUAGCACUACCACCACAGCUAGAUAGAGUACAUAACGUAUUCCACGUUUCAAUGCUUCGCAAGUAUCUCGCGUUGCCCACACAUGUCUUCAACUGGGAAGACAUCUCCAUUGAAGAAGACGUGACAUACGAAGAAGAACCAAUAGAGAUUCAAGACUGA
Rhododendron vialii is the source of this 600-nucleotide messenger RNA. RefSeq lists its product as uncharacterized. Lineage: Eukaryota; Viridiplantae; Streptophyta; Magnoliopsida; Ericales; Ericaceae. Gene Ontology annotation, molecular function: nucleic acid binding. The transcript has 2 exons. The coding region runs from base 1 to 600 and encodes 199 amino acids. The record is from RefSeq and is a predicted model, not a curated record. Gene Ontology annotation, biological process: DNA integration.